GUGACGUCAUCAGGCGGCGCCGCUUCAGCUGUGAUUCAGCUGGAGAAAGGAUAAAGUGUCCAAACACAGAGAAAAACUCCUGAUGGCGUUUAUUAAAGAGGAGAGUGAAGAUGUGACGAUUGAAGAAACAUUCAGAGUCAAACAGGAAGAUCUGCAGGAACAAACAGACCUAAUUGAAGAGAAUGAGGGAAGUAAAGAGGAGGAACAUCAUGUCAAAAUUGAGGAAAAAACUCAUUUACAGACUGAUAGUAUUUUGAAAAGAAGAGAUGAGAAUUGUUUCAUCUGCACCUGCACUCAGUGUGGAAAGAGUUUUGGAAGAAAAGGCAAUCUUAAGAUUCACAUGAGGAUCCACACUGGAGAAAAACCAUUCACAUGCACCCAGUGUGGUAAGAGUUUCAACCAAUCAUCAAACCUUAAUAAUCACUUGAUGAUCCACACUGGAGAGAAACCAUUCACAUGCACUCAGUGUGGUAAGAGUUUCAACCAAUCAUCAAACCUUAAUAAUCACUUGAAGAUCCACACUGGAGAGAAACCAUUCACAUGCACUCAGUGUGGGAAGAGUUUCAGCCAUUUAUCAUCCCUUAAUCGACACAUGACGAUCCACACUGGAGAGAAACCAUUCACAUGCACUCAGUGUGGGAACCGUUUGGCAAGCAAAAGCAAACUUAAGAUUCACAUGAUGAACCACACUGGAGAGAAACCAUUCACAUGCACUCAGUGUGGGAAGCGUUUCAGCCAUUCAUCAUCCCUUAAUCGACACAUGUGGAUCCACACUGGAGAGAAACCAUUUACAUGCACUCAGUGUGGGAAGAGUUUCAGCCAAUCAUCAUCCCUUAAUCUACACAUGAUGAGCCACACUGGAGAGAAACCAUUCACUUGUACUUAAGCUGCACUCACACUGGACUUUUCUCUCCAUAUACUUCCAAAUUAUACGCACGCGAAUGCGUCAGACCGGAAAUGCAAGUUCGUGCGUCACGUUUUGCAGUUCACUACGUUGCAAAGUUCAAGCUUGGUGAACUCUGAUCUGCGAAAUCGCAUCACUUGACUGUGUGAGACCAAUCGAAUAUCAAAACAUGACCUCUCUGGACCGAAAUUUAAAAUAUGGACCAAUCGCUCACAUUUUAUUGUUAAUUACUCUCAUAUAAAGAAACUGUUGAAGCAAGUGUUGAAGAGAAGUUAUUUUGUUCCUGUUCGUUGUUUUAUUUAUUGUAAACAGAACAUUUUUAUUGUUUUGUUAUUUUUUAACAGGAUAAAGUGUCCAAACGCAGAGAAAAACUAUAUAUAAUAAGUCAUGACUAGUUGGUGGAAAUAAACAUGUAGUAGUAAUGAACACUUUUUACUUGAAGGGCACCUAUUUUACCCCCUUUUCAAGAUUUAGGAUAAGUCUUUUAUGUCUGUACAGUUUCAGCUCAAAACACCCAUCAGAUUAU
Molecule: messenger RNA, 1430 nt
Organism: Danio aesculapii
Lineage: Eukaryota; Metazoa; Chordata; Actinopteri; Cypriniformes; Danionidae
Product: gastrula zinc finger protein XlCGF49.1-like
Exons: 3
Coding region: 83-886 (267 amino acids)
Biological process (GO): regulation of transcription by RNA polymerase II
Cellular component (GO): nucleus
Molecular function (GO): RNA polymerase II transcription regulatory region sequence-specific DNA binding; DNA-binding transcription factor activity, RNA polymerase II-specific
Source: RefSeq, a predicted model, not a curated record